AGAAAAAAUGGAUGGCCGAUAAAAGCAAAAGACGAAGAAGAAAGCGACGGUUAUUUAGAAGGACGAGUCGUAUCAAGGCCAAAAUAUGGAAGACCACCAUCCGAGCAAAAGAAAGUCGCAGAAGCGCCGGUUCUCGGCUUCUGGGUUGCCAGCAAAGACUUCUGUGUCAAAUGCGGAGCAUGGGUUGGAGUCCAGGACUGACUUUCGAACAGUCGAAGAUGGCAAGGGCUCCACUAAGGCAAGCUCCUCAAAGGAUUCAGUGGCCACGGGAGCUGAGAAAGAGCCGGCUGACACGGUGGCCAAAAAAGCCCAGAGGUCGACAGCCAGUCAUUCCGAAGCAAACUCCCGACCGCCACGGCGCAGGAAAAGCACCACCAAGUACAAGGGCCGCGCAAUCAAAGUGACGGCUCUGCAAGAGGCUCCCAAAGAUGGUCCGGUUGGCCAUGACCAAGCGCCCAGCUCAGCUAGCAGCAACCCCGUCGCCAGGUCGGCUUGCCAACCAACGGCGGCCACAGCGAUUCCGGCUCUUCCAAAGCACUCGGGUUUCGAAGGCUCGACUGGCCAGAGCCAGUCAUCUCAGGUCAAGCCUUUGACCAGUUCUCUGGUGGUGGAGAAGCAGGACUUUCCAGAAAAAGUGCGUCUGUGCGAGGCCCCGGCCGCAGCCAAAGCGGAUCCGGGCCUCGGGUCGCCCGUGGUACUUGUCAGCCAGGGGGACGCCUCGCAGCGCAAGUCAUCCAGCGUCUUCACCACCGGUUUCACCGCAAUGACGAGAAUGCUACGAAGUCCGAGGAACACCGCAUUCGCCGAGAAGAAAUCAUUCAUGCGAGAAGCAUUUGUCACCUUGGGAGUUGGGGUGCUCUUGAUUGCCGCCGUCGCUGUCGCACUACUGCUUCUGACUUCGAGGAAAUUUAAUGACCGCCGCGGAGACUUGUGCAUUACCGUAGACUGCCAAUUACAUUCACUACUUCUGACCAACGCACUGAAUCACAACGUCGACGCUUGCGAAGACUUCCACGCUCACGUAUGUUCCAAGUGGUCACCAUCAGGCGAGAGGAGCCAAUUACGGGACUUCGAUGGGUCCAUCAUGGAAGACAUGGUUUUUUCUUGGCUAUUCCGGAUGAAGGAGACCCUGCGGGAAGGCGCUCUUACAUUCCCCGUCGGUCGGAAGGCCUUGUUCAUGCUUGAGUCCUGUAUGGGCAGUCCUUCCGUGUAUGGUUCCGCGCUAACACAAUUUCGCAAUUUCUUAGAAAGUCGUGACCUGUCCUGGCCAGAACCGGUAAACAGGCAGGUUGAUGCAUUGCACGUCCUGAUCACAAUGGCUUACCACUGGCACAUCGAGUUCUGGCUGUCCUUGCGAAUCACGACUCUGUACAACGGAACGACAACAUACAAAAGGCGCAUCGAAAUUACACCCGCUCCAAGUCUCCGCUUCUACCUCCAACACCACCGCAGCGUAAACAAGUCCGGAGGAUACGUCACCUACUGGAGCCAGUUUUACCAGGUAUUCACCAGUAGUAGCCCAGUCGACGGCGAGCGGCAAGCCUCAGAAGCAGCUCGCUUAGAGGUCGAUGUGCUCGAGGCCCUCAAUGACGCCCUUCACGUGUCGCCGAUAGAAGCUACAAGGUUCCUUCUUAGCGAAAUAGAAGUGUACACGCCGAGCGUAGCUUCGACCCGCUGGCUGGAGUGCCUCCAGACCGCCACCAAGCUGGUGCCUGCACUGAAGAAUCAGGACGAAGUGGCAGUCAGCAAUGUAAAGUUUCUCCUUACAGUGGGUGAGCUUUUCAGCAACUACACGAACAAGCAGAUUCUGUCAUUCCUGUCCUGGCAAUUCGUCGAGCAUUUCGGCCCGGUUGCUGACAGCCGUCUACUUUUGGCGAGGUACGGAGACCAGAGGACAGCGGAUAAAUUAAGACCCGCAUAUUGCGGCUUCCACGUCGAGACAGCCUACAAACUGAUGCUGCUCUCAAUGCAGUUCACGCUUCGAAUUACGAAGGCUGAUCAGCAGCAGAUUAACCGAGGCUUCGACCGUAUGCUGUUGAAUGCAAUUCGAUUGGUUAACGAGACUAAGUGGCUAGACUCAAAGAGUAAAGACUCCAUGGCGGCAAAGUUUGAUGCGCUUCAGUUGGCGGUGUGGCCUCCAGCCAUGUUUCUUACCAACGAAAGCCUGGAAACCAUAUACCAGACGUAUCCCGAACACGAGACAACGUUCGGUAGCUACUGGAUCAAGUCUAUUCGGAGUCUGCGCGGUGCCAAAAAAGAUUCCCUUUAUAAGGAUGCGCUGAGGUUGCCGAUGAACUACGCGCAACCUUAUUUUGUGUAUGACUAUUUGUUGAACAGCGUUCGCGUGGCUAUUGCUGCCAUUGACCACCCACUGUAUUACAGCAAAGGCACAAGCGCCAUGUUCUACGGUGGACUUGGUUUCUCUCUUGCUUUAGAAAUAGUCAAAGCAAUCGACCGAGAGGGCCUCCAAUGGCGUCCGGAUGUAGGCGUGGUCACCUCAAUCAUCAGCAAACCCUCGAAGGCUGCAUUUGAGGAGCGAGAGAACUGCCUUAAAAACAGCGAUGGCAAGAACAGUUUGUUUCCAGAGAUCCCGGCACUGCAACUUGCUUACUCCACCUUUCUUGAUACCACAAAAGAAAGUGAGACAGACCGUCCUAUUAGCAACAACUUUACAGAAACUCAGGUAUUUUUUCUCACCCUAUGCUACAUGACCUGCGGCCUAAAAGGUGUUAUUAAUCCCUUCUCGGCCAACUGUAAUAAGCUUGUCCGAAACUCUGUUGCCUUCGCCAACGCCUUCGGCUGCCCGCCAGGAUCCAAGAUGAAUCCUCUGCAGAAGUGCACAUUUUUCGGGUAAAUCAAGUUAGCUUUAGUAAACUGUUGCAUUUAGGUCGUUUAGAAAGGGAACCGUGAGACUUUGCCUUAUACCGAUAUUGUUAAGUGUGCAAGAUUGACCUGGCUGCUUAAUGGUGCUUUGAUAUUGUUUUGUGGGCUCCUUUUCUCCUAUUUUCAAGAUGUUGCCGUAUUUCGCACUAGCAAUUCAAUAACCGUUACAUUGAAGAGGAUAUUGAACUGGACACUUACACAAUAAACGUUUUUCAAGCGCACGUUUUAAGAGUUUUGCAAUAUGCACCACAGCAGAGCGCUUUUACUAGAUGUUUCAUUUUCCCCCUUAUUUUCGAUUAUAUCUACCUUCACUUUCUUUGUGUCUGUUCAUGUUCUGGACUGCAAAAUUACAGCCAGUUCUUUUUCGUUCAGAAGCCGCGCCCAUCCGCUCUGUUAGCACGUUUCCGUUCUCUUGUGUGAUCGCACAUUAUGAAACAAGGCAUGUUUUGCUUAGGAGUUUCACAUACAUGUUUUAUAUGUCUAUUGUCAUUCGCAUUUGCUUAAAGUGUUGAACUUUUGUGAUUCCCCACUUGAAGUUAUUACCAAUGUCUUUGAAUAAAGCAG
This is a messenger RNA of Dermacentor albipictus, 3447 nucleotides long. The record is from RefSeq and is a predicted model, not a curated record. NCBI's taxonomy places the organism in Eukaryota, Metazoa, Arthropoda, Arachnida, Ixodida, Ixodidae.